CGGCCAGGUAUAAAGCGAAGGACCACUCUCGGACCCGCCAGUUACUCUACUCGUGCUCAGUGUUUGACAGAAUGAAGACCUUCGCGUGUUUAUUGGUGCUUAGUGCACUCACCUACUCUGCCUAUGGACAGGAAAACUUCAAAUGCCCCGAUGACUUCGGUUUCUACCCACAUCACAUCUCCUGUGACAAAUACUGGAAAUGUGACAACAAUGUGGCAGAACUUAAAACCUGUGGCAACGGUUUGGCUUUCGAUGCUAGCGAUCCAAAAUUCCUCACUGAAAACUGUGAUUACAUCCACAACGUCGAAUGUAAUGACAGAACGCAAUUGGAACCAGCUGUAGGUACAGCGCAUUGCGAACGUUUAUACGGUAUCUUCGCCGAUGAAGCAAAAUGCGACGUUUUCUGGAACUGCUGGAACGGAGAAGCUUCCAGAUACCAAUGUUCACCCGGUCUAGCUUACGACAGAGAAGCCAGAGUGUGUAUGUGGGCCGAUCAAGUGCCAGAAUGCAAAAACGAAGAAGUCGCAGGGGGAUUCUCUUGCCCAGCCGCUGGCGAGGUUGCCAACUCUGGCUCCUUCUCCAGACACGCUCAUCCGGAAGACUGCCGUAAAUACUACAUCUGUUUGGAAGGAACGGCCAGAGAAUACGGCUGCCCCAUUGGAACUGUAUUCAAAAUCGGCGAUGCUGACGGUACCGGUAACUGCGAAGACCCAGAAGACGUCCCCGGAUGCGAAGACUACUACGGAGACCUGGACUUGAAGAGCAUCAGAAAGUCGGAACUUCUGGCGGGUCUUAACAGCAGCGGCUCAUCCAGAGCGGUGACUCACAACAAAGGCAAACCAAGGCCCGCCCCUGCCUCCCGCACUGCCCCCGAGCAACCCGCCAACUAGCCCUUGAACAAAAAUAGCGGAGGGUCAAGUCUGUUAGUCGUUAGGUUAAUUUAACAAAAGUAACACGAUAGAGUCGUCGAGACGUGUUUUAAACCUUUUAUACGGUACAAAAAGAUUUAUCAUGA
Messenger RNA from Brassicogethes aeneus, 1015 nucleotides. NCBI's taxonomy places the organism in Eukaryota, Metazoa, Arthropoda, Insecta, Coleoptera, Nitidulidae. The record is from the annotation of a GenBank genome assembly.